UACAACAACCUGUAAUGGGAAACUUUGUGUCAUGGCUCAAAUCAUAUAUGCUCUUAUGCACCCAUGGACGUGGAAAUAAAAUAUAUUUUUGAUAAAACCGCAACGCACAGUGCAAUUUUAAUGACAGUUUACUUGAUCUUGAGUUGACAUUUAACCACUGACCGUAUAUAUCUAUGGCCAAGCCCAUCGUGACGUCAACCAUUAGAUUCUGAACCUCGAAUUAAACCCGAAGUGGGCGGAGCCCGCCGUCGCUAUGAUGGUUGAGCUUUACUCCACCCACACGCGGACACUCCAAAUAUGGAUGUAGGGGGGUCGUGUCUGAUGUUGAAACCCGCUCAUCCAACUCUCUGCUACCACUUAGCUCAGGCUACCACCAGUCACUCACAGCACGAACGCCUUUAAUUAUACAGAAUUUUAAACCUUAAUUAAUAAUAAAAAAAUAAAUAAAUAAAUAAAAAAAACACAACGAGUUAGAAAGAAAAUCACCCCCGUACAGUUGUCACGAAUAUUGAAAUAAACCACUGAAACCAAAACCGUUAUUUGAACCAGGCUGUAAACACGUUUAAUAAUGCUGUAAAGUUGGGCUUUUCACCAUGGGGGUCUAUGAUGAUUUGCUCCCUUUUGCAAACAGCCUCAAGCGGCCACUCGAUGAACUGCAACUUUUUGCACUUCCGCAUGGGCUUCAUCGCUCAGACCAUAAGGUUGUCGCCUGUUGUUGUAAGAGUUGGAAGGCUGUUGUGUCGUGUUGUCGCUUCGCGGAUAAAUGUUUGAGUUGUUGAAGCAACAAUGUCUUCAUCUGAGAGUUUGAGAGAGUUGAUCAUCGAGCGACUAACUGCUGCUGCUGAAGAAAUAUUCGGACUCUUUGAAAGAACUGUCGCCCAGUACGAGGAAGAGAUCGAUCGUCAGCGCAGACUGCUGGAUAUCACCUGGAAACCUGAGAUAAAGUUACACAGAAUAGACCUCCAACAUCAACAUGUCUGCACAGAGGAGGAAGUUCUCACUGAGCAGCAGCUCUGUAACCAGGAGAUGAACUCCAGUCUGGACCAGGAGGGACCAGAACCUCAACAGAUUAACGAGGAACAGGGGGAACUAAAACCCACACUGGUGAAAGAGGAGCAGGAGGAACCAGAACCUCCACAGAUGAAAGAAGAACGGGAGGAACUAGAAACAACACUGGUGAAAAAGGAAGAGGAGGAACCAGAACCUCCACAGAUGAAAGAGGAACAGGAGGAACCAGAACCUCCACAGUUUAAAGAGGAACAGGAUGAAGUCUGCAGCAGUCAGCAAGAAGAACAUCUUGUAUUGAACUGUGAGACUGAUAUCUUUGUUGAGGCGCCUACUGAUGAGCAAAGUGAGCACAGUGAACCAGAACCAAAAAAUGAUCAUCUCUGUCAGAACUCUGCUGUAUCUGAGAGCCCAGAUCAGGAGGGAAGCAACCAUGUAGACUGUGAAUCAGGUAAAAAGUCAAAAAAUGUAAAAAAUGUAUCACUUCAUGCCCGUGCAACAGACUUUAAGAACAAGUUUGUAAUGAAAAGACAUUACAGACACCACAUGGGUGAGACACCUUACCUUGACACAUGUGGGAAAAUCUUCAGUCAAAGAGAGAACUUAAAGGUCCACAUGAGGACUCACACAGGUGAGAAGCCGUACGCUUGUGAUGCAUGUGGUAAAGCCUUUACUCAACAAGGUAGUUUAAAAAUACACAUGAGGACUCACACAGGUGAGAAACCAUACGGUUGUGAUGCAUGUGGUAAAAUCUUCAGUUAUAGACAUGGCUUAAAGGUCCACAUGAGGACUCACACAGGUGAGAAGCCGUACGGUUGUGAUGCAUGUGGUAAAAUCUUCAGUCGUAGACAUAGCUUAAAGAUCCACAUGAGGACUCACACAGGUGAGAAACCGUACGCUUGUGACAAAUGUGAUGAAAGGUUUAGGUACAGGACUGCUUUCAUGGACCACAUGAAGACUCACACAGGUGAAAAGCGGUGUGUUUGUGACAUAUGUGGUAAAGCCUUUCCUCAACAAGGUCUUUUAAAAAUACACAUGAGGACUCACACAGGUGAGAAGCCGUACAGUUGUGACACAUGUGGUAAAACCUUCAUUCGAAAUUCUUAUUUAACUACUCACGUGAGGAUUCACACAGGUCAGAAGCCAUACAUUUGCAAGACAUGUGGUAAAACCUUCACUCAAAAUUCUCAUUUAAUUUCUCAUGUGAGGACUCACACAGGUCAGAAGCCAUAUAUUUGUGAAACAUGUGGCAAAACCUUCAGUCAUAGUCAUUCUUUAACUGUUCACAUUGGGAUUCACACAGGUGAGAAGCUGAACAGUUGUGACGUAUGUGGUAAAACCUUUAUUCACCGCAGUAGUUUACACAAACACAUGAGGACUCACAUAGGUGAGAAUGUAUCGUCCUGAAACAUGUGGAAAAAAAUCUGAGCUUAAGCACACAAAUGUCAAACCUGGACACUAUACAGAUGGAAGGAGACAUCUCUCUCUGCCUGGGACGACCGUCUAACUGACACUUGUGAUGAUUUGGAGAGGACCACUUUAAGACCAACUUAGUUUGUUAACCUAAAGGUUAUGCAUGAGCCACAGGAAGUAAAUUGUUGACAGAAGGCAUUUGUCCAUAGAUUAGACCUGCAUCUGCGCAUUUGAAAUGGUUUGAAAGGAACAGUGUUUAUAUGAUUAUAAAAACUGUUUAUGGAUAAAUUGGUGUGAUUGUCAUUAUGGAAAUGAAUGAUAUUCUUGAUAAAAGUGGAACACAGCGCAGUUUUAAUGACAGUCUACUUGAUGCUGACUUGACAUUUAACAGGAGAUUUAAACAUUCACUACGCUCUACUCGUAAAAGAGAGGAACCACAACACAUAACAAUCUGUCUGUUUUGAAGAAAUUGAUGAAAUAAAUCUGUUUCACUAUACAUUACACAAACUGCAAAAAUGAUGUGACUCUAAAUGCAUUUUGACAUGGUUUCGGCAUAUAAAUAUAUUUCAUGAUUUGAGUUUAUUAUAAGAAAUGUAAGUCAUCUGGUUGUACAUGUAUAUUGCCCGUUUUGGAGCUUAUGUUUAUAAUGAGCUUUUAUUUUGAAGACGGCUAACGUAUUUCCUAUUACCUACUUCCUAUUUGCUUGCUGUAUUGUGUUUGCCGGUAAAGCUAAGCACUUAAAAACGGAAUGAACGAGUUAGGCUAAAACGGUAAAAGUUCAAGGUAAACAACCCGAGGAGGCACAAAGUGCUUACGGUCAUACUUGUUUUGACGUUUUUUUUAAUUUUUUUAUAAAGCUAUGCUAACUCUUUUGCGCACCUGUUUGGUGAAGCUACUGUGUAUUGCUUAGCAUAUUGUACUGAGUGAAAACAAAUGUAACUGUUUUAUUUUUUGUGUUUCAUCAGUUGUCACGUUGGUUUUAAGGAAUGGUUUAUUAAAUUAAAUUUUGAAAGCAA
Messenger RNA from Mugil cephalus (flathead mullet), 3434 nucleotides. Its product is annotated as zinc finger protein 883-like. The record is from RefSeq and is a predicted model, not a curated record. Gene Ontology annotation, biological process: regulation of transcription by RNA polymerase II. The transcript has 2 exons. Gene Ontology annotation, molecular function: DNA-binding transcription factor activity, RNA polymerase II-specific; RNA polymerase II transcription regulatory region sequence-specific DNA binding. NCBI's taxonomy places the organism in Eukaryota, Metazoa, Chordata, Actinopteri, Mugiliformes, Mugilidae. The coding region runs from base 787 to 2412 and encodes 541 amino acids. Gene Ontology annotation, cellular component: nucleus.